Molecule: messenger RNA, 1353 nt
Organism: Pyricularia oryzae 70-15
Lineage: Eukaryota; Fungi; Ascomycota; Sordariomycetes; Magnaporthales; Pyriculariaceae
Product: 54S ribosomal protein L17
Exons: 3
Coding region: 58-1101 (347 amino acids)
Cellular component (GO): mitochondrial large ribosomal subunit
Molecular function (GO): structural constituent of ribosome
Source: RefSeq, a predicted model, not a curated record
AUCCCAUCACCAAUAGGUCUGCAUAUAGACCACCCGUCCCUUCGCCACGUUGAAGAUAUGUCGGCCUCAAGUAGAGGUUGGCAUGCGCUCCGCGCCCUUUCCAGAUCUUCACCCCGAGUUUGCGCACAAUGUGCCAGGGGAAGCAUACAAACGAUCCCGCGGCGUGCCUACUCGGCAUCUGCGGCCCCGACCGUCUCGGCCGUGGAUCCUUCCGCUAGCUCGGAGCCACCAGUCAUCCCAGCGAAGCAGUCACCCCAGUACCCGAAAUCCGACUACCGCAUCCGCUCCGGCCUGAUCCUCACCCGAGCACCUCUCCUGACCCGGGACCCGACGCCCUUCGAGUCGGCCUUUUACUUGUACCAGAAGCGGCUGAACGAGCGUCUCGUGUCGCCCUUCAUCUCAUCCAUGUGGUUCAAGCAGGACACGCCGCCGCAGCUGGACUGGAACCUCAAGCUCGAUGAGCGCAAGGGUAUUUGGGCCAAGGACGUCGGCCACUAUAAGCCCCGAGGCUCGACCCGCUGGGCUGACGAGGUGCACCAGGGCUCGCCCCUCGCCGACCCGGAACUGAUCCGGGAGCGCCUCCUUGAGGACGCACAGAUGCGGUACAGUGAUGACGGUGAGCUGCUGCCCGAGAAGGAGAGGCUGCCGGUCGAGAAGCCCCAGCCGAGGCGGUCAGAGGCGGACGAGAAGAAUGACUUGAGGAGGCUGGACCGGGCGAUGGAUCGCACGCUCUACCUCGUGGUGAAGAAGGGUGAUGGGUGGGCUUUCCCUGCGAGCGAGGUUCGCACUGAGGAGAACCUGCAUGAGGCUGCUGCACGUGUGCUCGAGCAAGCCGCUGGUGUCAACAUGAACACUUGGAUGGUGGGACGUGUACCGGUCGCGCAUCACGUGGUCAAGCCCAAGUACAAGCAAGACUCUACUCUGGAGAGCAAGGGCUCAAAGACAUUCCUGCUCAAGGGUAGGAUCUUUGCGGGACAGGCCGACAUCAAAAACAACGCUUUGGGAGUCACCGACUUCAUGUGGUUGACUCAGGAUGAGCUGAAGAAGCAUUUCGACGCUGAUUACUUUAUGAGCAUAAAGAACAUGUUCUCGAUGCGCUAGAGAAAGGGGCGCAGUUCAACUCAUUCAUCAUUUAGAAGAUGGACCUCUUGGCGGAUGGCCUUCAGCCAACAAACAUGUACCAUACUUGUUUUUUCGUAUGUAUAUUGGUAGUAGAUUAUGUAUGAACAGAUUCCAUCCAUGGAUAGAUGUUGAAUGUAAACGUCCUCCGUAAGGCAUUUUCAUUCAUUUAGACAUUAUGGCCUCAUUCAUACUCGUCCACCAAAACACCAACAAUCCCAACUAAUUUACACA